ACGACAGGCCAUUUAUAGUCUAUUAAGUGCUGGUUCCGGUUGCUCUCUUGUUUGUUUUCGCUGAAAUAGUUGGAAGAAAAUGGCUGAUGAAAUCAGAUUCUUUGAACUAAACACAGGAGCUAAGAUCCCCUCCAUUGGCUUCGGCACUUACAAUGUUGCUGGAAACACUCUCGCUACUGCCAUCAAGGCUGGGUAUAGGCACAUUGAUUGCGCUUCUCUCUAUGGUAACGAGAAGGAGGUUGGUUUUGCUUUGAAGGAGUUAUUUGAUAACGGCGUUGUGAAGCGUGAAGACUUAUUUAUCACCUCCAAGCUCUGGGGCACUCAUCACUUACCUGAAGAUGUUCCAGAGGCUUUAAAUAAAACUUUGGAAGAUUUGCUGCUUGACUAUGUCGAUCUCUAUCUGAUACACUGGCCAGUCAGUUUGAAAAAAGGUUCAGUUGGUGUUACUCCUGAAAACUUAACUCAACCCGACAUAUCCAGUACCUGGAGUGCAAUGGAGGCACUAUGCGAUUCUGGUAAGGCUCGGGCUAUCGGUGUUAGUAAUUUCAGUACAAAGAAGCUCGGAGAUCUACUGAAAGUAGCACGCCUAGUUCCUGCUGUCAAUCAAGUGGAACUUCACCCUGUAUGGCAGCAGCUAAAGCUGCAUGAAUAUUGUCGAUCCAAGGGAAUUCACUUGUCUGGAUAUUCACCACUAGGUAGCCAAGGUGGAAAUAAUAGAAGGGUAAAGGUCCAGGAAAACCCGGUUCUCAAGAUGGUUGCAGCGCAAUUGGGGAAAUCUCCGUCACAGGUGGCUCUCCGUUGGGGACUCCAAAUGGGCCAUAGCAUUGUGCCUAAGAGCUAUAACGAGUCAAGGAUGAAGGAAAAUCUCGAUAUUUUUAGCUGGUCUAUCCAUGAAGAUUUGUUUGCCAAGUUUUCUGAAAUAGAGCAGGAGAAGCUAAUUAGAGGCCGUGAAUUUGUACACCCUACUUCUGGUGCAUACAAGACCCUUGAAGAACUCUGGGAUGGUGAAAUCUGAACCGAAAGAUGUUCGAAAUCGAUGUCGACAUGCAAAUAAAUUUCGGUGUUUUUGUCUACCUGGAUGUUACUAAAUCUUGGAUAUUAUAGUGCACAUAUUAUUUA
Hibiscus syriacus is the source of this 1119-nucleotide messenger RNA. Its product is annotated as aldo-keto reductase family 4 member C8-like. NCBI's taxonomy places the organism in Eukaryota, Viridiplantae, Streptophyta, Magnoliopsida, Malvales, Malvaceae. The transcript is spliced from 7 exons. Gene Ontology annotation, cellular component: cytosol. The coding region runs from base 80 to 1015 and encodes 311 amino acids. The record is from RefSeq and is a predicted model, not a curated record. Gene Ontology annotation, molecular function: aldose reductase (NADPH) activity.